Gadus morhua (Atlantic cod) is the source of this 4389-nucleotide messenger RNA. It is a transcript of the gene atp10b, whose product is annotated as ATPase phospholipid transporting 10B. Gene Ontology annotation, biological process: phospholipid translocation. The transcript has 20 exons. Bases 58 to 3624 code for a protein of 1188 amino acids. NCBI's taxonomy places the organism in Eukaryota, Metazoa, Chordata, Actinopteri, Gadiformes, Gadidae. Gene Ontology annotation, molecular function: magnesium ion binding; ATP hydrolysis activity; ATP binding. The record is from RefSeq and is a predicted model, not a curated record. Gene Ontology annotation, cellular component: plasma membrane.
UCUCUCUGCGCGUUGUGUAUUAUCAUUAUCAUUGAUUCACGAGGGGAAUGCGUUCAGAUGAUUCGCUCUCCUCUCAGUCAGGGCCAGCGCUUCACGGAGAGCCGCUGGAGGGACGUGAGGGUGGGCGACUUCGUCCGCCUGGGCUCCAGCGAGGUGGUCCCGGCGGACCUGCUGCUGCUGGCCAGCUCGGACCCCCAGGGCGUGUGUCUGCUGGAGACGGCCAACCUGGACGGGGAGACCACGCUGAAGCAGAGGAGGGCCGUGGCCGGCCUGGGCCGUCCUGCGACAGAGUUUGACCCCGAGAACUUCAACUGCCUUGUGGUGUGUGAAAGGCCCAACGACAAUCUGAAUCACUUCAAGUGUUACGUGGAGAGGCCUGAUAAGGUGAGGGUGGGCGUUGGUAUUGAGAGCCUGCUGUUGAGGGGCUGCACGGUCCGGAACACCGACCAGGUGUUGGGCUUCGUGGUGUACGCAGGCCGUGAGAGCAAGUCCAUGCUGAACAUCAACCGGCCGCGCUACAAGCGCAGCAAGCUGGAGCGGGCGCUGAACCGCGACGUCCUCUGCUGCGUGGCGCUCCUCUUCUCCAUGUGUCUGGUCGGCGCCGUGGGUCACUUCAUGUGGCGCCGCUCGCUGCCCGGAACCCCCCCCUACCUGGUCCCCGACCCCCAGGGGUCUCUGGACGCCCCAUCCCUCUCCGCCUUCUACAUGUUCUUCACCAUGAUCAUCCUGCUCCAGAUUCUGAUCCCCAUCUCGCUGUACGUGUCCAUCGAGCUGGUGAAGAUGGCCCAGGUGUUCUUCAUCACCAACGACGUGGACCUCUACGACGCUGAGUGGGACCGCCGCGUGCAGUGCAGGGCGCUGAACAUCACCGAGGACCUGGGCCAGAUCCAGUACGUCUUCUCCGACAAGACGGGCACGCUGACGGAGAACAAGAUGGUGUUCAGCCGCUGCUCCGUCAUGGGCACGGAGUACCCCCACAAGGAGAACGCCAUCCGCCUGGCAGUGGUCGACGAGCCGGAUCCGGACCAGGAGGUGGUCUUUGACCAGAGGCCCCGCCGCCGCAGACCGCCCGGGUGGACCCUGGCGGGGGGGGAGGAAGAGGAGGAGGAGGAGAGCGGAUCGGGGGCAGGCCAGCGCUCCCAUGCCGCCCCGCCCAGGAGCAAGGCAGCGAGAUCCGCCCACGGGGACGUGGCCUUCAGCAGCCCGCUGGAAAAGGAAGUGGUACCAGACAAGGCGCUGCUUCAGCAGAUCGUGAAGAUAGACUUCAGCGGCGGAGGACGAGAGGUAGAUCCCUACCUGGACUUUUUUCUGGCUCUCGCCAUCUGCAACACGGUGGUGGUUUCCACGGCAACAGCACAGAGAGAGAGGUUGAGCCAACUUUCCAGCGGCUCCGUCUCCACCGGCCCGUCGUACGCCCUGUCCAGCCUGGCCCAGAAGGUGGGCUCUCUGCGCCGGAGCCUGGCCUCCUGGAAGCCCCUGACCCGGGGGGCCAGCCCGGACUCCCAGGUCCUGGCCCCAGAGGAGGAGGAGGAGGAGGAGGUGGACGAGGAGGAGGAGCGCGGCCGGGCGUCAGGCCGUGCCGGGGACAUGGACGCGCUGAGGAGCUGCCGGCUGGUGGUGGACUCGGACGAGGUCCUGUUUGAGGCGGAGAGUCCGGACGAGGCGGCGCUGGUGUACACGGCCAAGGCGUACGGGUUCACCCUGCUGGCCCGCGGCCCCGCCAGCGUCGCCGUGAGGCUCCCCCACGGGGAGAGGCUGGAGCUGGAGGUGCUGGACACCUUGUCAUUCGACGCCCACCGGAAGCGCAUGUCGGUGCUGGUGCGCUAUCCCGUCACCGGGGAGAUGGUGCUCUACACCAAGGGAGCGGACUACACCCUCAUGGAGCUGCUGGGCUCGCCCUGCGCAGAGCAGCUUAACGACGACCAGAGGAGCGUCGCAGCAAACUGCCAGAAACACCUCGACCAGUACGCCAAGGAGGGGCUUCGGACCCUGUGCUUCACCAGAAAGACGGUGAGCGAGAGAGAGUACAGCGAGUGGUCGACGCUCAGGCAGACCGCCCUGGCUGCCAUGGACAACCGAGGGGCGCAGGUCAGGGACAGCGCCGUCCACCUGGAGAGAGACCUCAGCCUCCUGGGGGCCACGGGCAUUGUGGACCGCCUGCAGGACAGCGUGCCUGACACCAUCGAGGCUCUGAGGGAGGCGGGCAUCCAGGUGUGGGUCCUGACCGGGGACAAGCCGGAGACAGCUGUCAACAUCGCCUACGCCUGCAGGCUGCUGGAUGAGGGAGACAUGGUCAUUAACAUGAGCUCCAAGGACAAGCGCCAGUGCGCGUCCAUGUUGGACUGCACCCUGGAGGCGGUCCGGCGCUACCCGCCGGGCCCGGACGGCGCCGUCACCGACCCCACCGUCGCCAUGGUGAUCGACGGCCGCACCCUGGCCAUGGCCCUGGAGUCGGACCUGCAGGAGCGCUUCGUGGAGCUGGCCCGCCGCUGCCGCUCCGUGCUCUGCUGCCGGGUCACGCCCGUGCAGAAGAGCGCCGUCGUCAAGGUCAUCCGGGACAAGCUCAAGGUCAUGACCCUCGCCGUAGGGGACGGGGCGAAUGACGUCAACAUGAUCCAAGCGGCCGAUGUGGGAAUCGGCAUCUCAGGCCAGGAGGGCAUGCAGGCUGUGAUGGCCAGCGACUUCGCCAUAUGCCGGUUCAAACACCUCCGGAAGCUGGUGCUGGUGCACGGCCAUUGGUGCCACAGCCGGCUGGCCCACAUGAUCGUCUACUUCUUCUACAAGAACGUGGCCUACGUGAACCUCCUGUUCUGGUACCAGUUCUACUGCGGCUUCAGCGGCACCACCGUGAUCGACAUCUGGCUGGUGAUCUUCUUCAACCUCUUCUACACCUCUGUUCCCCCCAUAAUGUUUGGCAUAAUGGACCGGGACGUCUCCGCAGAGACGCUGAUGGGCCUACCGGAGCUGUACCGGCUGGGGCAGGGGGAAUACAAGUCCUCCAUCUUCUGGGUAGCCAUUCUGGACGCCUUUUAUCAAAGUCUAGUGUGCUUCUUCAUCCCAUACUUGACUUACCGGGGUUCAGACGUUGACGUGUUCACCUUUGGAACCCCGUUGAACACGGUGUCCCUGUUCACCAUCCUACUGCAUCUGUCCAUCGAGAUCAAAGCCUGGACGGCGGUCCACUGGGGGGUCAUGAUGGGCAGCGUGGGGGUCUUCUUCGUCUCUAUCCUGGCCUACAACGCGCUCUGCGUGACCUGUAACCCCCCCGCCAACCCCUACUGGACCCUCCAGGCCCAGAUGGGGGACCCCGUGUUCUACCUGGUGUGUCUCCUCACCACCGUGGUGGCGCUGUUGCCCAGGUACACGUUCCAUGUGCUGCGCAACACGCUCCGCCCCUCUCCGCUGCUGCUGGCCAGGAACCUGGAGCGUCUGGCCCCGGCCGCGCGGCGGCGCUGGACCCAGGGGUGGAGGGGGGGCACGCGGGGGGCGGCGGCCGAGGGGACGCCCCGGGAGGGGAGGACGGCUCCAGGAGAGGAGGGCCCGUCCCCGACCUGGACCCCUCCCCGUCCCCCCCGGCCCCCCGGCACACCACCACCACCACUCCACUUGAACCUCCGGAGAUGACCCCCCCUGGAGGAGGGCGGUGGAGGACCGAGGCGGACCGGACCCGAGUGCGCUAAACGAGGAGAGGAGGGGAGAAGAGGAGCGCUGCACUUAAGGGCCAAUUAUUUAUUAAGGAGAGUGUGGGGACGUAUCUGGAUGUGUCCCAGUUUACAAUAAUAUUACAUAUGUUUUUUUAUGUUUUGUUAUUGGGGGGGAAGGGGGGGUCUGUUGCAUAACAAUACAUCCGGGGAACGAGGUUAUUUAAAACAGGAAAAUGUUCAUUUUCUGACAAAUAAUCGUUGAGGUGAUGAGUUAAUUUCGUGAUGAAUCGCUGGAGUGGAAAGCAGCCCUCCCCUCUCACUGCCUCUUCGCAUCUAACAAGCCUCCAUAGCAAAAGCAUAAGCCUGUUACUGUCUGAUGGCUUUUGAGUACACAGUGGUAACCCCUUCAGUCACGCUACCCGCCCCUCCAAAAAUAUGACAUCUUUCUAGCACAAAGCGGCCUUUAAAAGUCUGUUCCUCCACCUAAAUACCUGAAUGUAGGUUGAAGUGGUUGCUUUGCCUACUUGGUGUUUUAUUCCUGAAGCUUAUCUUACACAAAGCCUGAUGACGACGCAGCAUGCAGAUGACAUGCUAUGGUACGCCUUUUGUUCGUGUGUAGCACUUUGUACGUCUAUAUUUAGGUCGGGGAUGUGUUAAACGCCGAGAGAAAAAACAACACAAGAAUAUAUUAUUUUUGAAAGGCUGGGCCUAUGUGUUGCCAUGUGCAGCGAAUAAACCUCUUAGA